This is a messenger RNA of Triticum aestivum (bread wheat), 694 nucleotides long. RefSeq names its product transcription repressor MYB6-like. Gene Ontology annotation, molecular function: transcription cis-regulatory region binding. The transcript has 2 exons. The coding region runs from base 8 to 601 and encodes 197 amino acids. Lineage: Eukaryota; Viridiplantae; Streptophyta; Magnoliopsida; Poales; Poaceae. Gene Ontology annotation, biological process: cell differentiation; regulation of DNA-templated transcription. Gene Ontology annotation, cellular component: nucleus. The record is from RefSeq and is a predicted model, not a curated record.
GCUAGCCAUGAGGGAGCCACGACGCAGUCCGAGCAGGCAGCCGAUGACGGCGAGUCGCGGCCGGCAAUGGCGCCGCCGCCGGCCGAAGCUUGUCACAGAGCGCCUGACUACUGCUAGUAGUGAUGCGCGGUCGCUGAAGCCGACUACGGCUACCAGGGGACUACUCGCUGGGACGACGACGAGCUUCUCCGAGGACGAGGAGGACCUCCUCAUCAAGCUGCACGCUUUGCUCGGAAACCGCUGGUCCAUCAUCGCCGGGAGGCUGCCUGGGAGGACGGGCGAGGAGGUGGAGGCCCACUGGGGUUCGCCGGCGAUGAGGAGGCGCGCGGCCGGCGGCGCCGAUCCCGACAGCCAUCGUGUGCUACUGCAGGCUUUGCUAGCCUCGUCACAUGAUCAACCAACACAACCCGGCGAGCAUCUGCGGAGGGCGGUGCCAAACCAAGUACGCGACGAGCGCCCCGGUCGUCCUUACGACGACAGUGCAGUGUCGGACGCCGGAAGCCGCAGAGCCUGCGCAUCAUCGGACGCCGACAGCAGCUGGUUCCUCGCUGAACUGAACCUGGAGCUCACCCUGUCUACGCCGAGCAGUGCGUCUACUUAAUUUGGAGGGUGUCAUAUCAUCGGUUGAUCGGUAAUCACCUGGUGUUUAUAUAUACUGUACUUCGGUCGAUGGUUUCUGUACCGUAAGAGACAG